Lucilia sericata (common green bottle fly) is the source of this 951-nucleotide messenger RNA. RefSeq lists its product as uncharacterized. Lineage: Eukaryota; Metazoa; Arthropoda; Insecta; Diptera; Calliphoridae. The transcript has 2 exons. The record is from RefSeq and is a predicted model, not a curated record. Bases 116 to 916 code for a protein of 266 amino acids.
AGUUAACGUCUGUGAUUAGAAUUGGAAACUUAUGAAAAAGAUAAAGCAAAGUAUUUGGAAAACAAGUUAAGAAUUAGCAAAAAAAGUUUGUUUAAUAAGUAAAUAACUGAAAAAAAUGACUACACAAUCCUGGUGCGGUAGAGGUUUUAAACCACGUACCUUUCCCAAACACCCACCCACCUUGUGCUACAACAAACCAGCGGCCGCCCAAGUUUCUAAAUCCGAAUACGAUGAUUUGCGUUAUCAAAGUAUAACAGGUGAUCUGAUUGAAACUUUGAUUGUACCCAAACGUCAGGCUAAAACCUGGACUAUGCAAAAGGAUGAUUUGUGUCGCAUUACAGUAUGCGAGGGAUCACAAGUGGGUGAUGUGAACUUUUGGAAUUUAGAAAAUACUAAAGAACGUUUCUAUUCGGGCAAGACACGACAACUGCAUAGUACUCAUUUGAAAGUAUACGAUCGUUUAUGGAGUUGUAUGCCUUAUAUAAGACCUAUGGCAACAUUUGUUUAUGAUUCAUUGGCUAAGUAUGGUAUAGAUGAAGAUGGUGGUUCUUUACAUGAUGUUGUGGGUACUAGAUGUGAUGAUUAUACUUAUAAAUUAAUAACGGGCAAGGAACGUGUGAAUAGUUGUCAUAGUUCUUUAGUUAAAGCUGUGACUGAGGAGCGCGGCAUGUGUGAGGAGGAUGUUCAUGAUGUUUGGAAUAUUUUCAUGUGUACCGGCUUUACGAGGGACACCCAACAAUACUUCUGCAAACCCAGUCCCGCCCAAAAGGGUGACUAUAUCGAAUUUAUAGCGGAUAUGAAUCUAUUGGUAGCCUUAAGUGCCUGUCCCCAAGGUGAUGUUUCUAUACCAGUGGGUCAGGAAGUGCCCGAUGACAAAUGUCAUCCUUUACAAGUGGAAGUUUUUCGCAAAAAAUAAAUUUAAUGAUAAUUCAUUCUAUUGAAAGUAAAAAA